CCCCUUCGUCAAAGAAAAAGAAAAAAAAAUCCCGUCUGCCCGAACCCCGCCGCACGCCACGUCCGCCGGCCCCGUCCUCGUCCUCCCCGACUCCCCGUCCCCAUCUAGCACGCGCCAGUUUCCUCCCGCCCGCCUCGCCGGCGUCCUCUCCGUCCGCGGGCAGCCUCCCUUGCGUCGGCGUCCUCUCCGUCAUCCCCAUCCGCAUCCAGGCGUCCUCUGUUGUCUGUUCAACACCCAAAGCAAAUCCUAUUUAAACCGCGACGGUCUCUUUUCGCCGGUAGGAGCGCCACCCCAGAUCCGACCACGCCACCCCCACACCGCGCCAGCGCCGAAUCCGUCCCUCGCCGCCGCAGCCAUGGUGUACGUGGAUUCGUGGGACGAGUUCGUGGAGCGGUCCGUGCAGCUCUUCCGCGCCGACCCCAGCGCCACCCGCUAUGUGAUGAAGUACAGGCACUGCGAGGGGAAGCUCGUGCUCAAGGUCACCGACGACCGUGAGUGCUUGAAGUUCAAGACAGAUCAAGCUCAGGAUGCAAAGAAGAUGGAGAAGCUCAACAACAUCUUUUUUGCUCUCAUGACCCGUGGGCCUGAUGCUGAUAUCAGCGAAGUUUCAGGGAAGGAACAGGCAGAACAACAGCAAUCGAAGAAAGGGCGUGGCAGGAGGCAGUGAUGCCUGCCUUGCUCCUGAUUUCCUUCGGAAAAUUCACAGCUAGGAUGGUGGAUUGACGUGUCAUUUGACUCUUGUCCCUACAAUGUUACCCUCAAGGAAUUUUGAACGAUCUUGGACAUUUUCCAGUGCAGAACCAAUAUCAUGCUGAAUCUAUCAUGAGUUCAUGAUCAAAGAAACACCCAAUCCUUGACCA
Panicum hallii is the source of this 860-nucleotide messenger RNA. Its product is annotated as signal recognition particle 9 kDa protein. Gene Ontology annotation, biological process: SRP-dependent cotranslational protein targeting to membrane; negative regulation of translational elongation. NCBI's taxonomy places the organism in Eukaryota, Viridiplantae, Streptophyta, Magnoliopsida, Poales, Poaceae. Gene Ontology annotation, molecular function: 7S RNA binding. Bases 356 to 667 code for a protein of 103 amino acids. The transcript has 4 exons. The record is from RefSeq and is a predicted model, not a curated record. Gene Ontology annotation, cellular component: signal recognition particle, endoplasmic reticulum targeting.